This is a messenger RNA of Paramecium octaurelia, 243 nucleotides long. The record is from the annotation of a GenBank genome assembly. Lineage: Eukaryota; Ciliophora; Oligohymenophorea; Peniculida; Parameciidae.
AUGAAGGAGAGAGUUUUGAAAUAAGUUGUGCUCUUUGUGAGGACAACAAUAUAUAUUUAAUUUCAUUACUAAAAACGUAUUUAUCAAAAACCAAAACUUUCAAAUUGUUUAAGAGCAUAUAUUAAUCAGGAUGAUCAGGAAGUUUGCACUUUUUCUGAUAUUAAUGAUUUUACUGUUGCUCCUGAAAUAUUAAACUGCAAAACAUACAUUCAUAAUUGUUUAUAACGUUUGUUGUUCUCUUGA